GCCUCCCUUCCCGGCUGGUCCGGCCCCUCGACGGGAAGUGGGAGCGAGGGGCCGCGCUGGGGCGGCCGAACCAUGGCUGUGCCCGCAGCAGCUCCGCUGCCCUGCCCGCUCCUCCUCGUCGUUUGCUGGGUGGUGGCCGCGGGGACGGCGGCAGGAGCAAAAAUUCUUCCAUCUCCAUCCAACUUGAACUAUUCAUUUAUCCAUAUCUGUACUCUGAACUGGACAUGGAACCCCCCAGAGAACAUCAGCAGUAGCUGCAACUUGGAGUAUUCCAGUGACAUCAUCAUCAAUGGGGUUCCUGAGGACAGAAAAAAAUGGGGUAAGAACCGCUUCCGUGUGACGGAUGUGCACUUGAAUGAGGAAAUGCACCUCAGAGUGAGAAGUGAAUGCAAGAAUGACACCACAAGUGAGCCCAGCCCCUGGGUGGAGACCUCCCUUCUGCCAAAAGGUAUUCCAGGUACUGCUGCUGUUGACUUGAGCUGUGUUUGGCACAAUUUGGAGUACAUGGCUUGUACCUGGCGUCCUGGGGAGAACGCAAGCAGUGACACCAACUACACUUUGUUCUACUGGUUUGAUGGCUUGGAAAACCCUAAGAAGUGUAGCAACUACUCUGUAGACCAGGAAAUCUUUGAAUGCAUUUUCAAUCUUACGUUCCCAAAAGUCACCAGUAAUUACCCUGCUAUAAGUAUUUUGAUUAGAGAUGAUUCUGAAGAAAUUAGGCCUGUGUGUGCAAGUAAAAAUCCUACCACCCUUGUAAAACCUGCCACACCAAGACAAUUGACAUUGUCAAAGACUAAUGAUAGAAUUGAUGUAAAAUGGAGUGCAUCAGAAACUUUUCCAAAAAACUGCUUACACUAUGAAGUUAAAUGGGGCAAUGGUGAUUCAGACAUUGUUUGGAUAUCUGAAAUAAAUUCUGUGUCAAUUCCUGGCAUUGAUGCUAACAGCAAAUACACCUUCAAAGUGAGAGCAAAACCAAAGCGUGAGUGUUACAACAGCAAUUUCCAUAGUGACUGGAGUGAAGAAAAGAGCAUUGGUGAGAAGAAGGACUCUACAAUCUAUGUUGUUCUAAUAAUUACCAUUCCAUUAAUAGUAGCAGUAUCUACAAUAAUUCUACUAGUUUAUCUAAAAAGGCUGAAGAUACUAAUUCUUCCUCCAAUUCCGGACCCGAGAGAAAUUCUUAAGCGUAUGUUUGGAGAGCAGAACGAGGAUUCCCAGAGCUCUGCAAAGGAUGAUCCCAUGAAUGCUUUUGACAGGUUAAUUAUAGAAGAAGAAAUUCAUUCUUUAAUUUUAACAGAAACUUCAGACAGCACUAAUCCUGAAAAAGAAAACAGGUAGACUCUGCUUUAUCAGUGAAAGAGAAGGAAGCAGAUUCCUGCUCUGACUGUAGAUGUGAAAUGGUCUGUGAGACAUUUGCUGGCUCUGACCUCACUGGCUCCUUCUCUGGUGCACAGAGGAUGAAUCACUAACAGUGGCUGUUCUUCCACCUCUGCCAGAAAUACCCAUCUGAUGAUACCCGUGUCAAGAUGAGCAUGCACGUAAUUCCAUGUGACUGCGUUGUGGACUCCCUGUCCCGGCUUCAGCCAGCUCUGCCCUAUUAUUUGUUACUUGCACUUGUGUUGGUCCCUCACACCGGGCUGUCAGGGUUGGUUUGGUUUUUUUUUUCUGUGACUUCUCUGAAGUAUUUGUCUCUGUUUGCAGCAGGUGGGAUGAGGCUGGUUUACAGUGGAUGGGUCAUUAGUGCUACCACAUGGAGCUGCUGCCAGGUGGGAUGGCAGAGCAUGGACUGUUUGUGGAUAAGCCUUUGUGUGUGUGCCUGGGCUGGGCACUCUCUGGAGGGCACUUAUGGACUGAGCUUCUUGUGCUUCUGCCCAUCAGCUGGGGCUUGGUCAAAUCCCACCAAAGAGGGUAUUUUUUUAUUUGAAAACGUGUAUGAAAAGCCCCUCUGCUUUCCAGCUGGUGUUCAGAAUAUUCAUAGAAAAGGCUUAGUUUUGUUAUCCUGUCAAUUGUCUGUCCUCAGAUUCCUUGCCUUCAUGGACUUCUUGGGUUAAUUAUACUUUGUUUAAAAUGAGAAAUAUAUAUAUUUUUUUAUUUGUUCUGUGCAGUA
This is a messenger RNA of Pseudopodoces humilis (Tibetan ground-tit), 2104 nucleotides long. RefSeq names its product interleukin 13 receptor subunit alpha 1 (gene IL13RA1). The record is from RefSeq and is a predicted model, not a curated record. Gene Ontology annotation, biological process: cytokine-mediated signaling pathway. Gene Ontology annotation, molecular function: protein binding; cytokine receptor activity. NCBI's taxonomy places the organism in Eukaryota, Metazoa, Chordata, Aves, Passeriformes, Paridae. Gene Ontology annotation, cellular component: membrane; external side of plasma membrane.